AACAAAUGGAUACAGACCACUACAGUUACUACAUUUACUUGCUGCUAACAUUGCUGCCGGUUUAUCUAUUUUUCAAGCUAAUCCAGUGGUUUGGAUGGGAAGUGUUCAUUAAUAACUAAUCAAUUGCGUGUCGACAAGGACUAGGAAUUUUAUUCGGGACUGUCGCACUUGUACUUAGGAUCGGGAAUUGUGUGUAGUGCAUAGACACGAUUUUGAUUCUUGACCGGGAUUUUUUUGGAUAUGGGUAAGGACUGGGACGUCUAACAGUCAUUAGUAAAUGUGAAAUAUUGUUCAAAUGAAAUACGAAAAUAUUUUGAUAAUAAAAAUGAAAUUCAAUAA
Messenger RNA from Bradysia coprophila, 339 nucleotides. RefSeq lists its product as uncharacterized. NCBI's taxonomy places the organism in Eukaryota, Metazoa, Arthropoda, Insecta, Diptera, Sciaridae. The record is from RefSeq and is a predicted model, not a curated record.